This is a messenger RNA of Coniosporium apollinis CBS 100218, 852 nucleotides long. RefSeq lists its product as uncharacterized. The record is from RefSeq and is a predicted model, not a curated record. Bases 1 to 852 code for a protein of 283 amino acids. The transcript has 4 exons. Lineage: Eukaryota; Fungi; Ascomycota; Dothideomycetes.
AUGCGUUCGCUCUUUCUCGCAGGCUUCGCCAGCCUGGCACUAGCUGCUCCCCGGCCACAGAACAUAGACAUCGAGGCAGUCGAAGCCGCCCCUGAUCCAGUCAUGGUUACCCCGGCUGUAGCAGCACCCUCCCAGGGAGCGUCAGUUGCUGCCGCCGUCGUGGAAGCCGCUGCCGCCACUAAGGUAUCUUUGCUCAAGCGCACCAACAUGAUCUGCGGUGGAGAGGAGGAUCCGUCGGCGUGUAUCGAGGUCGAGUCCAAACGCGAUGUGCAAGUCAGGAAGCGAGAUGGAGACUGCUCGAAGCAACCGCUGGGCUCUGGCCCAGUUCCGAGCCCUGACACUGCUGUUGCGUUCAGCUCGAACCAAGAUAUCCAAGAUUUGGCUCGCAGUGCUCCCACUCCUGAUGGCUACUCACUUGUUUUCUCGAACUUGGACGGCUCUCUGAGCGCUAGCGUCUACAUGGGCCUCACUACGAUGGACAGCUAUGACACCCUUGGAUGCCAGAAUCUGUGUGACCGUGCGGUCGGCUGCGUAGCCUUCAAUGUGUACACCGAAAGGGAUCCAACUAUAAAUACCAAUGCCGAGAGUUGCCCGAAUUCCCCAAGUACUACGAACUUCAAAUGUACUCUGUGGGGCGCGCCCGUCAGUGCUGAGCAGGCUACAAACAAAGGCCAAUGGCGUAACCCGUUUCAGGUCGUCAUCGCCGCAUCGAAUGCGUACAAUAGGGCCACCCCGCCACCGGCACUAGGCGGAUUCAAGGGCCCUUUCCAGCUCGGCGGAGCUAUCAACGCUCCGUAUGCUGCGGACGGGCACGACACCUUCAUGGGUUCUAGGUAUGAUCCAUCAUCGUGA